AUGGCUGCGCUUACGGAAUCGCUGAAAGCGACCCAAGCCGAACACAGUCCACGCAAUUCCUCAGUCCCCCUCCUAGGCCAAGAAAUGGCAGACACCAACACAGAGGACGACGAUGUCGCCGAUGGCACCGAGUCGACCCCGAAAGGAAAGCGACGAUUGUUCAAUUUCGGCAAAAAGAAGGAAGCCGAAAGGGCUGGUAGGAAAGGUGGAAUUACCUCAGCAGCUGCUCUCGCUGGUUUAACUCCACAAGCACCUCCUCGAUCAGCUUCUCCCCACGAUCUCCAUCCCACAGACCACACGACUGCUCCAGGCUAUGGCAGCCCGCGUAUCGCCCCUGCGCUUGCCUCGCCCGGCCGUUAUCGCUCGUCAUCACCACGGCUGCACUCGCCAGCAUCCUCUCAAAUCUUCGAGCGCAACGUGCAGGAGAACAGCCUCCCAAGCGAGCUCUCACCAGCAAUACCGUCACACAUCCAGACAGAGGACCACAUCCCCGCCGUGCUCGAAGCCUCUUCUCUGGCUAUCACGGACGAUCAUCUGGGCCCAGACGAGGUCGAAAUCGUGAUGCACGCAGCGCACCAGCCCGCCUCUGCUGCCGUAGCUGGUGAGUCCCUCGUGCUGGCCACCUCACCAUCGCAAGAGGACUUUGCGCACCACCAAGACUACGACGACGGCGCAAGCAACUACGGCGCUCUCGACAACGCGGACGUCAGACGUCUAAGCUUCAUCUCUUUCGCCGAUGUUGUCCACGCAGAGCACGCUGAGACGCAUCGGGAAUCUCUCCACUUGACGAGUGGCUCCCUCCCAAGCGUCAACCGCUCGCCCUCGCCCGUGCGCUCGCCCGGCUCCUCUCACGGCAUCUCUCCGCCGACGAGCGGCACACCGUCUAUGAAGGGCGUGGGGUUGGACACCAAGGCUCCACGGAGCCCGACGGGCCAGGGCUCGCACAGUCCGCCGCUGCAGAGUGGAGGGGAGCUGAUGGUCGAGACGAUGAGACAGGCGCUAAGGAAGACUGGGAGCGGUGACCUGAGCAUCGCGAGGAGUCAGCCGAUGAGCGCUGUCAGCUGGGAUGAGGCUCCGGUGAGCGAGCGGGCGCCGUUUAGGUAA
Messenger RNA from Coniosporium apollinis CBS 100218, 1104 nucleotides. RefSeq lists its product as uncharacterized. The record is from RefSeq and is a predicted model, not a curated record. The transcript has a single exon. Lineage: Eukaryota; Fungi; Ascomycota; Dothideomycetes. The coding region runs from base 1 to 1104 and encodes 367 amino acids.